This is a messenger RNA of Danio rerio (zebrafish), 426 nucleotides long. Lineage: Eukaryota; Metazoa; Chordata; Actinopteri; Cypriniformes; Danionidae. The record is from RefSeq.
AUGCUCCGCAACAUCUUUCUGGUCGGCUUGCUCAUAUAUGCAGUCUCUGCAGCUCACUGGGAGGUUCGUGAAGUGGACUCUGCUGAGGAUGAACUUGAAGAAACUCCUGAAGACAACAUGGUAAAGCAGAAGUUUCCCGGUAAAUGCACAAUAUGUAAAUACAUCAUGAAUCAGGUGAAGAAGAGACUUUCCACUAAGUCAACGCCGGAUGAAAUCAAAAACAAUCUGAUGAACAUCUGUAAUAAAGCUGUAGUGCUGAAAAGUCAGUGCAAGAAAUUUAUUCAGAAGCACAUACACACUCUGAUCGACGAGCUGAUGAACGACGACGGACCAAACACCAUCUGUACUAAAGUGCACGCCUGCAAAUCUGAACCACCCAUUAAAGAGUUCAUUUUUAUUCAUGAGCAGGCUUAUAGCAAGCUGUGA